ACAAAACUUAGCGCAAUGUACAAGAAAUAUUGUAGUGAUUUAGCCUCACAGUCAGCCGGCUCCAGUGGAAAAAGCAACACACAAGAAAAAAUGUCCGAUUUAGAAGACCUUUGGAAGAAACUUCAGGGUGAAAGCAAAUCACUGCUUAAAAAACAUUUGACGGAAAAGGUCUACAAUGAAACGAAAGGCAGGAAAACUAAGCUCGGUGGAACUUUAGCAGACUGCAUUCGCUCAGGAGCCUUAAACUUGAACUCCGGGGUGGGGCUGUACGCCUGUGACCCUGAGGCCUAUGAGACCUUCAAAGAACUCUUUGACCCCGUUAUCUGUGAUUACCACAAGGUCGACAAGGUCGCCCACCCUAAGUGUGACUUUGGGCCCCAGGACAACCUGGGAUUUGACCCCCUUGACCCCACUGGAGAGUUUAUUGUGUCCACCAGAGUCCGUGUGGGCAGGAGCCACGAUGGCUACCCCUUCCCCCCAGUCUCCACGGAUGAGCAACGCAAAGAUAUGGAAGAGAAGACAAAGGCAGCUCUUGAUAAACUCGAGGGAGAACUGAAGGGAAAAUACUACUCCCUAGAAACCAUGACCCCCGAGGAAAACCAACAGCUCAUCGAUGACCACUUCAUGUUCAAAAACGAUGACAAGAUGUUGGGAGAUGCUGGUGGAUACAACGGCUGGCCCAAGGCCCGAGGUAUCUUCUUCAACGAGAAGAAGACCUUCCUGGUCUGGAUUAAUGAGGAGGAUCAUCUCCGCUUCAUCUCCAUGCAGAAGGGUGGUGAUGUGGGAGAGGUCUACAGGCGUCUAGUAUCGGCCAUUAAAUCACUGGAGAAGAACCUGAAGUUUGCCUACAGUGAUAGACAUGGUUAUCUGACCUUCUGUCCAACCAACCUAGGAACAACACUGCGUGCCAGUGUCCACAUCAAGGUCCCCAAACUCGCAAAGAACGAGGAAGUCCUGAAAAAGAUCUGCGAAGACAACAAACUCCAGCCCAGAGGUAUCCACGGUGAGCACACAGAAAGUGUAGGAGGUGUUUACGACAUUUCAAACAAACGUCGUCUGGGUCUCACUGAAUUCCAGGCUAUGCAGGAAAUGUACAACGGAAUCAAGCAGAUCAUCGAAGCCGAUAUUAUAAUCACCUGGAUGUCUCUCGAAGAACUGUGGAACAAACUGAAAAAUGCAACCGACUGCAAAUCCCUGUUGAAGAAACACUUAACUCCAGAGAUUUACGAGCAGCUCAAAGACAAGAAAACAAAGUUUGGUGGAACACUUCUCCAUUGCAUACAGUCAGGCUGUAAAAACUUGGAUAGCGGCUGUGGAAUUUACGCCAGUGAUCCCGAGGCUUACGAUGUGUUUAAAGAGGUUCUAUUCCCCGUCAUUCAGGACUACCACAAGGUCAGCGAGGUCAAGCACCCACAGCCAGACUUCGGCGAUCUCAACAACCUCGGCUUUGGUGACCUUGACCCCUCAGGAGAGUACAUCGUGUCCACCCGUGUCAGGGUCGGGCGCAGUCACGCCAGUUUUGGAUUUCCCCCAGUGUGCAAUGCUGAGCAACGUAAGGAGAUGGAGAAAAUUUCUGUGGACGCUCUGAAUACUUUGGGAGGGGAACUGAAGGGGAAAUACUACUCCCUAGAAACCAUGACCCCCGAGGAAAACCAACAACUCAUCGAUGACCACUUCAUGUUCAAAAACGAUGACAGGUUCCUGCAGGAUGCCGGGGGAUACAACGAUUGGCCGAUUGGCAGAGGAAUCUUCUUCAAUGACAACAAAACCUUCCUGUGCUGGGUGAAUGAGGAGGACCAUCUCCGUCUGAUCUCGAUGCAGAAGGGCGGGGAUCUGGCAGCCGUGUACAAACGGCUCAUCACAGCUAUCAAGGAAAUGGAGAAAAAGUUGACCUUUGCUCAUCACAAUCAACUUGGCUACCUGACAUUCUGUCCCACAAACUUAGGAACAACCUGUAGAGCCAGCGUCCACAUCAAAAUCCCCAAACUGUCUGCCGAGCCCGACUUCAAAGCCUUCUGCGAGAAACUUAAUCUUCAGCCAAGAGGUAUUCACGGCGAGCACACAGAGAGUGUGGGAGGUGUGUACGAUAUCUCCAACAAGCGCCGCCUGGGACUGAGUGAAAUCGAGGCUAUCCAAGAAAUGAGGCGAGGUGUAGAGGAAAUCAUAAAACGGGAGAAAGAACUGCAGGGAAAGUAAAUAAAUGCCAGAAACCAAAAACAGUGCCGGAAAUUGUUACGAACUGUGAUAAUAUAUAUUUAGUUUCUAAAAAAGAUAAUUUAUUGUAAAUAUUAAGUUAUUAAACUAAAAGUAUGCUCAAAACA
Molecule: messenger RNA, 2321 nt
Organism: Saccostrea cuccullata (small rock oyster)
Lineage: Eukaryota; Metazoa; Mollusca; Bivalvia; Ostreida; Ostreidae
Product: taurocyamine kinase-like
Exons: 13
Coding region: 16-2196 (726 amino acids)
Biological process (GO): phosphocreatine biosynthetic process
Molecular function (GO): creatine kinase activity
Source: RefSeq, a predicted model, not a curated record